This is a messenger RNA of Stylophora pistillata, 4174 nucleotides long. RefSeq lists its product as uncharacterized. The record is from RefSeq and is a predicted model, not a curated record. Lineage: Eukaryota; Metazoa; Cnidaria; Anthozoa; Scleractinia; Pocilloporidae.
CACAUUUUUACACGUAAAAAUGAUAAGAAUGAACUAGAACAAAACAUAAAUGAAAAAUACACGAACUACGCGUUUCGAAACUAACCGUGUAAUCUCUAAAGAAAGUUCUAGCCAAUUUUUAUGAAAAUGCAACAAUUCUGCAAACCUCGUUAAUUUGCUCAAGUAGAGGUAACUCGCGUAAAACAAACCUUGAGUUUUUAGCCUCCAUAGAAAUUCACUGUUUUCGCGCCUCAUUUAAGCACGUGUCAAUGCGGUCUUGCCGUCGACCAAUGAAACACAGCAUCAAACCCUUUGAAACCCCUGGCUCCCGGGAGAAUCGAAUAAACAACGGAUUAAACGAAAUCCAAAGAGUGAUCGAGGAAAAAAAAGGGAAAGUGGGCGAUUAGCAAAGAAAGCUAGAAAAAAAAAAACCUCAACUUCGAUAUCUUCAGCUCGGGCUCUCUCAAGACUUUCUCUUUCCGGCAGUUUGAUGAAGACUCCUAUUUCUCAGCGUUUUGCGAACUGUGCUAGAACUUCGCUGUUGUUGUUCAGUACCUAACGCAUUGUAAACUAAAUGUGCAAAUCGCAGGGUUCGCACGCGCCUUGAAAGUCCUUGAAAGUCCUUGAAUCUCAAAAUAAAAAUUCAAGGCCUUGAAAGUCCUUGAUAAUUGUAGUCAGUGCUGGAAAGUCCUUGAAAUUUGUAGCUAAUUUAAUCCAACUUAGAUUCUAGAGUGCCUUAUCUGAAAAUAUAUGCAACUGGCACAAACGUAGCAACACAUAAUAGUAAGAUACAAAUAACAAACGAUCGUAACGCCACUCCGCAUGUCGAUCAAUCGCCCAUAUCCAUUUGUCCUGUUCUUGGUUCUAUUAAUCACUCUGAUUGGUUGAAUGUCUCGAAUGUCAAGGGCCAAUCAAAUGUUUUGUACUAUUCCCUCUUUCUGAGAAAAGCCAUGUGCUUUGAGUGCUUUCCUUGUCUGGGUUAGUGUUGAUUGUUUGCGUUUUGUUUCACGAGUGAGAGAUUUAAAACAAUGGGCAAGUGUGUUUUCAGCAACUUGUGGCUUCAGAAAUCACUGUAUAAAGAUUGGCUUCGAGAAGUCAAGGGUGACAAGCACAAGGCACGAUGCAUCGUGUGUAUGAAGGAUGUUGACAUUUCGAGCAUGGGAGAGUCAGCGCUCACAAGUCACUUGAAAGGAAAAAAACAUCAAACACUGACAUCCCAGAAAAGGUCAUUAGCAAGCGUUCCAGAUUUUUUUGGCGUUUCUUCUCAACAACCAGCAACUACAAGUGACGAUGCCAAAGAAGUUUCAAAAUCCGCUUCGUCUGAAAGUGGCGAACACAACACGCUCAACCCCACAAAGUCUAGUACUACGAGUUCAUCUGGUUCAUCGGUGAUGGAAAGAAUUGUCACUCGUGAUGAGACUUUGAAAGCAGAAAUUUUGUGGGCAUUGAAGGUGAUAAUGUCUCAUUACUCCUAUAAAUCAUGCGAAGGUACGAGCAAAUUGUUUCAAGCGAUGUUUCCUGACAGUCGGAUCGCGAGUCAGUUUACAUGCGGAGAAAAGAAAUGUGCAUACUUGAUCUGUUUUGGGCUCGCUCCACACUUCAAACAACUUUUGAAGGACGUUGUGAAAAAAGAAGAAGCUUAUGUACUUAUGUUUGACGAGAGCCUGAAUAGCGUGUGCCAGUCAAAGCAAAUGGAUAUUCACAUUCGUUCAUGGAAUCAUGACAAACACGAAGUUGAAAGUCGCUAUUAUACCUCAGUGUUUAUGGGGCAUGGAACAGCAGAGGACAUGCUUUCUCAUUUUCGUUCAGGCAUAGAAGGAAUUCCUCUCAAAAAAGUUUAUCAGUUGUCAAUGGAUGGACCCAACGUUAAUUGGAAAUUUUACAGUAUGCUGACUGAUGAGGCAAAAAGGGAGCAUAAUAGUCACAUGCUGAACAUUGGCAGCUGUGGUUUACACAUUCUUCAUGGAGCAUUCAAGGAUGGUGCUGUGGCAUCAGGAUGGCAGUUAGACAGGUUGUUCUCUAGCCUUCACUGGCUUUUUCAGGACAGUCCGGCAAGGAGAGAGGACUACACCAAAGUAACAGGAAACUCACUGUUUGCUUUGAAGUUCUGCAAACAUAGGUGGUUGGAGAAUGUCUUGGUUGCAGAACGUACACAGAGUAUGUGGGACAGUGUUGUCAAGUAUGUUCAGAGUGCAAGGGCAGGAAAAGUUCCACAGCCACAGAAUAAAUCCUUUGAAACUGUACAAGAGUUUGUUGCAGAUCCCUUUACGACUGCAAAAGUCGCUUUCUUCCUAUCAGUAGCCAAGCAAGUGACACCGUUUUUGACACUCUAUCAAACCGACAAGCCUAUGCUUCCUUUCCUGGCUACAGACCUGUACAGCAUGCUUGGGGGAUUAAUGAGAAGAUUUAUUAAGACCACUGUUAUCAGUGAAGCCAAAACCCCAUUGAAGCUUACAAAACUUGACCCUGCUGACUCCAGCAUUCAUGCCUCUCAUUCCAAGAUUGACCUGGGGUUUACAGCUGACAAGAAGAUCAAGGAGUCGAUUGCAAAGUCCACAGUUUCAGAGAAAAGAGUGCUUCAGUUUCAGAUGGAAUGCAAGGAGUUCCUUAUGAAAGUAGUUUGCAAACUGAUUGCCAAAGCACCAAUUCAGUAUUCCCUUGUAAGGAAUAUAAAUUGCUUAGAUCCAAGAAACAUGAUGAGUGACCAUGAUGUUUCCAUCACAAAAUUCAAGAGAGUUUUGACUACCCUUGAAAAUGCCAAGAAAGUCCCGGAAGGUGAAUGUGAUUCCCUUUUGGAACUAUUUAGACAAUUCAUUAUGGAAGUCCCCUCUUCUUCUCCGUCGGAGUUCAAAGACUAUGAUCCUAACAAUGAUAGACUUGAUUCCUUUCUGUAUCUUCACAUGGGACAGAAGCGAUCCUACCAAUCAUUGUGGAAAGUAGUCUCAGAGCUACUGAUAUUAUCACAUGGCCAGGCCAGUGUCGAAAGAGGAUUCUCAGUCAAUAAGCAACUGGAAGUCGAGAACCUCCAAGAGCGCUCCUUCAUUGCUCAAAGGCUGGUACAAGACCAUGUACAAUCUGUGGGAGGUGUCCUUGCUGUUUCAAUCAACAAACCACUUCUUUUGUCAGCUGCAGGAGCUAGGCAGAAGUAUUUAUCAUAUCUUGAUGAACAAAAGAGGAAGAAAACCUCUGAGGGUGUAGAACUGAAGCGAAAGGAGCUAGUCGAUGAACUUGACGAACUUAAAAAGAAAAGAAGGCGUUUAGACAGUGAUGUUGACAAUCUUGUUAAAUCGGCAGACGAGUUUGCACAGAAAGCAGAGGACACUGGGAAACUUGUGUGGAUUACAAAGUCAAAUAGUUUGAGGAGAACUGCAAAAGAAAAGGAGAUAGCUCGCAAAGACCUUGAGUGCAAAAUUGCGAAUGUUGUGGAUGAACUAAAAAAGGCAUAGACUUUUAGCUCGACUUAAGCUCGGCACAAUCGCUACUAUGAUAAGGUGAACAUUCUUUUAUUUUGCAGUUGGUGGAGUCCUUGAAAAAUAAAAAAUAUGUCCUUGAAAAGUCCUUGAAUUUUUAGUCCAAAAAAGGGUACGAACCCUGAAAUCGAGAUCCCGACGAAAGCCCGUGGAAAACGUCAACACUCUGCUGGAGGCCUUUCCGGUUAUUAUACCUUUGGCUCUUCGGUACAGGUUCCCCAAAAAUAUUUUUUAAGCCGUUUCUCGCAUUUUUUUUUUUUUUUUUAAGACUUUUCUUUUUUCCGUCCGGAAUAAGUCCUAACUGCUUUCUCGGACUAAAGAGCAAACUUUUGAAAAUUUUGACCAGAUUAUGUUGACAGUGACCUUAAUUGUAGGUUGACUUGUACUUUUUCUGAUGCACAAAUUUAUCACAUUGCAUUGUAAUGUAUGCAAUAAACUGCUAUUUACUAGUGCUCAUUGGUAUUCGGAUCAUUUACAAAUUUAAUCAUUAAGUUUUCUUCAUCUUCUCCUGUCUUUUAACUUAUAUAUUUCUUGUGACAAACAGUUUGUAAAGAUUGCUGUGUGCUUUUUGAAUCUGUACUACUUAGUUUUCGUUUGAAUUUGGAAGUUCUUGUUUUAUGUAGUAGCUGUUACGAAUUAAUUUGUAAAGUUGUCUAGUUAAUUUUAAAAUUAGAUAUUGAACAAAGCUAUGCAUGGUUAUAUUGAAAUAAACGAUGUUCUUAUCU